UAUACAUACAAGUCUUCAAUUUCUGGCCCUCACUUUUGGUCUGUGGAGGAAGGUUCACAGCGUUAUAAUCAAGGCAAUAUUGCCAUUCGUCCACAGAAUUCUACUGAGCUGUAUACUCUUUUGCCACCGAGUCCUGAUGAGCUGCAAGAAGCUAUGUGUGUCAUAUUCUCGGGACAGAAAAUACGACUGUCACACAACACUGUCAGAAAAAUGGGACCUGUGUUGGUCACAAAGAGUAGAGUUCAAAAGUUGAUUCAGUUCUUAAUCGAAAAUAAUUCAUGGUAUCAGCAUAGUGGUGUAACAUAUAGUCAGUCCAAUAUGGACACACUGUUCGAUGAGAUCAAUUUGAAAUCAGACACAAGUCUGCUGAGCGCUCUAUCAGUUUGUCAUUUGCCGAUGGAAAGUCAGGUUCCAGUGGACGAGGAGCUCUCGUGA
This is a messenger RNA of Suillus bovinus, 435 nucleotides long. RefSeq lists its product as uncharacterized. The annotation marks the transcript as partial. The record is from RefSeq and is a predicted model, not a curated record. Lineage: Eukaryota; Fungi; Basidiomycota; Agaricomycetes; Boletales; Suillaceae. The transcript has a single exon.